CUUCGUAUGGAAGAGGGUGAUGAAAAUGUCAUCAUAAAGAUGGCAUCUAUUUCCCACGAAGUCAGUAUUGAGAUGUGCACAUCGACUCCUGUAACUCCUGCAGGAAAAACGCCUCGUAGAGGUGCAAAAAGAAGGCGUGUGGACGUUGGUACCGAGGCCCAAAAAACGUUUUUGGAAAUUGCUCAGACCCAAGCAAAUGCCUUAAAAAUGCUAGCAGAGUCGAGUGCAGCGAAUGUACAAAUAGCAAGUAGACAAGCAGAUGCUUUGAAGUUGUUAGCUGAAACAAGUACGGCGAAUGUGCAGGUAGCGAAAUCGUUGGCCGAAGCUAUGAACACAAUGGGGGAAGGUUUAAAGGCAUGUGCGGAUGCCUUUAAUAAUUUAACAAACGCUAUCUACCGCAUGUAAAUAUUGUGUAAAUAUGUAGUUUUUGAAGUAAUUUUUUGUUUUAAUAUUUAUGUUAGUUUUAAGCGUUUUAAAUGUAAGUUGAAGUUCUUUUUUGUUUUUAUAUUUAUGUUAGAGUUAAGUUUUAAUUCGACAUAGCCUGAAGUUAACUUUUUACAUUUAGAAUAACUGUUUAAGAUAUUCGAAGAAGAAUUUUAACAAAUUUGAAUUGAUCUUUAUUUGUUUUUAAUAAGCGAGUUAUUUGAAGUUCUGUUGAUUUUCAAAUGAAUUCAAUGUUUACAAAUUUAGUUGAUAGAGAGGUAUACGGUCUUACUGCAUGUAAGAUAUACCACAUAUAUUUCUUAUAUACAAUAAGUAAUGAAAUUUCAUUUUGUGAAUUCAUGUUUUAAUUUUGUGAUGCGC
Molecule: messenger RNA, 804 nt
Organism: Rhagoletis zephyria (snowberry fruit fly)
Lineage: Eukaryota; Metazoa; Arthropoda; Insecta; Diptera; Tephritidae
Source: RefSeq, a predicted model, not a curated record